Drosophila teissieri is the source of this 2112-nucleotide messenger RNA. RefSeq names its product ETV5-related protein Ets96B (gene Ets96B). Gene Ontology annotation, biological process: regulation of transcription by RNA polymerase II; cell differentiation. Bases 1 to 1941 code for a protein of 646 amino acids. The record is from RefSeq and is a predicted model, not a curated record. Gene Ontology annotation, cellular component: nucleus. The transcript has 6 exons. Lineage: Eukaryota; Metazoa; Arthropoda; Insecta; Diptera; Drosophilidae. Gene Ontology annotation, molecular function: sequence-specific DNA binding; DNA-binding transcription factor activity, RNA polymerase II-specific.
AUGACAAUUUCCUGGCGCGCCUUGUCUCAUUUCCUUAUUCCGCAGAGCGACUACGGCGAGGCCAAGACGCACCUGGAGCAGCUGCAGCAGACGCUCACGCACCUGGAACACCCGCACCACCACGCACACCAUCCCCACCAUCCCCAUCACCACCUGGGGCUCUACCAUGGCGCCCUGCCCAACACAUCGACGAUAACCACCGACUCGGUGGUUUCCUGUGUCAGCUCCACACUGCCGGCGGUGGCCAAGGCCAUUUCCGCAUCCUCCAGCUGCGAUGGCCUGCAGUCGGAGCGCAAGAAGGGCCCCACCAGCGAUCUGGACUCAGCUGGUCAUGGUCAUGGGCAUGGCCUCAUGGAGGCCAUCUGCGCGGGCCAGAAGACGUCACCAAUUCCACCGCCGCCACCUCCUUGCUGCUUGACCCUGGGCGAAGGCUCCUCCUCGCCGAAUCCCAUCGCCACGGUCGCCCUGAUGAACGCCUCCGCCUCCGGAUCCUCCAGCGCGGGCGGAGCAAGUGCCUCUCUCUGCAAUGAUCUCACACGGGAGUCCUCCUGGUACGCCCACCAUCAUCAUCACCACCAUCACCAUCACCACCAGCUGCCCGACGAGCUGGUCAUGUAUGCCACGCCCACUCCCACGCCGGCAAUCGGCAAAUUCGGACUGGACACUUCCACCGAGGGUUACUUGAACGCAAGGUACAAUGUGAAUGUCAAAGGCGUGCGGCAUGAUAGAACAUCGAGUUUCUUUGACAUACCCGCUGUGACGCACCCGCACACCCAUCCACACCCACAUCCGCACUCGCAUCCGCACCCGCAUCCGCACCCGUACUGCUACAGAUUUCCAUCAUCGCCACCCGCGGGCAUUCUGAAAAAGAGCGACGAAGAAGCCACCUCGGCGGCCGUCUACUGCAGCGACGUGUCCUCCGGCCAGCACUUUCCGCACCACACGAAGAUCGAGCACGCGGACUCCACCACAACGGCGGCCCAGCAGCAGCAACAACAGCAGCAACAGCAACAGCAGCAGCAGCAGCAACAGCAGCACCAACAGCAGCAGCAGCAGCAACAACUGCAGCAAACUGCUGCACUGCAUCCGCACCACCAUCAUGCCCACCACGGCCACCAUGGCCACCAGCAGGCGGAGCAGCAGGCUCUCACCCACUUGACGCCACUCCAUGCCGCCUCCGCUUUCAAAUUUAGCCACACGGCGGUCAUAUCCAGCUCGGCGGUAUAUGCCACGCCCUCGCACUACGCCCACCAGCAGCAGACGCAGUCGCAGUCCGUGUACAGGGACCUCUCGCCCACCACCUUGGCGGCGGUCAGCGAUGCGGAUCUGAAGUACGACAGCGGUCCCUACAACGCCGCCAUCUCAUCCACCUAUCCCUCCGCGCUGCGACCCAAUGUGGUGGACUCCACCACGUCCAGCGACGCGGAACUGCGGCUGGAUCAGUUCUACGCCAGCAAUGGCAUCUCCACCAGCAGCAACGGCCAGGCGAUCAGCCAGCGCAGGGGUUCGCUGCAGCUCUGGCAGUUCCUGGUGGCCCUGCUGGAUGAGCCCACAACCAGUGCCAGUUGCAUCGCCUGGACCGGGCGUGGCAUGGAGUUCAAGCUGAUCGAACCGGAGGAGGUGGCCCGCCGUUGGGGUCUCCAGAAGAAUCGGCCCGCCAUGAACUACGACAAGUUGUCCCGCAGUCUGCGCUACUACUACGAGAAGGGCAUCAUGCAGAAGGUGAAUGGGGAGCGCUACGUCUAUCGCUUCGUCUGCGAUCCGGAUGCACUGUUCAACAUGGCCUACGGCCACCUGACCACCGGAUCCGGCAAGGGUGACCAGCACCAGUUGACGCUGUCGCUGGCCAAGACGCCUCCGACCUCCGGCGACUCCCAGACGCAAUCCCCUCGCGUGGCCAAGUCGGAGUAUUACGACACCGCCGCAUUGCAUAAAUACUAACCACCAUAUAGUCGCCACAUGUGGGCGGAGCGUUCGAGUGCGGCCGCGUGGGCGUGGCCGUGUCCCAUGUACAUUGUGUAAUCUAGUUGCGUGUGGGGUUGCGAAUUUGAAGCGAAGGUUUCGUUAUGAUGAGCUGCGUUGGAAAUAGCUGAGAAUAGCUGGGAAUAGCUG